Mycotypha africana is the source of this 930-nucleotide messenger RNA. RefSeq names its product Sec20-domain-containing protein. Gene Ontology annotation, molecular function: SNAP receptor activity. Lineage: Eukaryota; Fungi; Mucoromycota; Mucoromycetes; Mucorales; Mycotyphaceae. The transcript has 5 exons. The record is from RefSeq and is a predicted model, not a curated record. Bases 1 to 930 code for a protein of 309 amino acids. Gene Ontology annotation, cellular component: endoplasmic reticulum; SNARE complex. Gene Ontology annotation, biological process: retrograde vesicle-mediated transport, Golgi to endoplasmic reticulum.
AUGAGCACCAUCGACACGAAAUUUCGCUCACUUAGUAAAUUAGCAGCAGAAUGCCAAAUACAGAUUGAAAGGUUGUAUCAUGUGGAUUCCAAUACAGUUCAAAGGGAAGUGACUGAACUUAUUCGAAACACCAUGCGACAGUUGGAACAAGAGAUGGAGGUAGUCAAACAACUCGUCGAAGUGGAAGAUAAAGAGGCUACGAGACUAGCCUUCCUCAACAGAUUAAGCGAAUAUGAACACCAAUUCAAACAACUUCAAGUCAAUUCUCGACAGGCCAUUUUAAGGUCAAGAAAACGAAUAGACGAGCAAGAAAAAAAGAACCGAGAAGAGUUAUUUGGCAUGUUCAAACGAUCAACAGACAAGAGCUUUACAGAACAAUUUGAGCUUAAGCAACGAGGAUUGAAAAAUAGCCAACAUGAAGACGCUAUGUUACGUGCGUCUUCGGAUGUGACAGAGGCAUUGAAAAGAACAAGUACACUGAUGCAGCAAGAAUUAGGAAAAAGCGCCUUUUCUAGAGAAAUGUUAGCACAAUCUUCAAAAACUCUGUCUUCCACUCAUUCUGAGUACCAAAAUUUAGGUUCCCUGGUUCACAUUUCCAAAAGAGUCAUCACUCAACUUGAAGCUUCAGAUUGGUUGGAUCGGCUUUUACUCUUAUUUGGAUUACUCUUCUUCUGUGGUGUCGUGUUCUAUAUCAUUAAGAAGCGAACGUGGGAUCUGGGCAUUUCAUGGUUGUCUUGGUUGACUGCGUCGAGAAAAAACAAAUAUAAUUAUCAACCAAUAGCGACCCCCGUUUUUCAGACGACCAAGACAAUUAUCAUCAAUGCCGCAACAGAAACUGUAAACACCCUCAUCCACAGUGAUACCUUACAUAGAGCAGCCACGACAGCUACAGAAGCAUUAGCGCCUGUAAUGAAUAAAGUGGAGCUUUAA